CAUAAAUGUAAAUAUAAAUCCCCUUUAUUUACGAAGGUGGUACGACUCAUUCUCGCGCUGCGUCUGACGGCAGUAUGGAGUCUCAGGUCGUUACCAGUCCAGACGAGAUCGCCAAGCUCUACCGAGAGCAUAGUCUAUUUCCCUCGUUGGCCACAGCUGAAAUCGGGCCAGUGAUCACAUCGCAGUACGGAGGAAAAUACUGCAAUAUCUAUACAGAAUGGAGUCAGCCUGAUUUUGAAAGGAAUGAAAAAGUCAAGUUCUGCCGACAAUACAUCGUCUUCCAUGAUGACAAAUCCAUUGUGUAUUCAGGUCCAUCAGGAAACUGCACAGAGAUAAAGGGAGUGCUCUUGAGCAAAGACUCACCUUCUGGUGACAUGAAAGCAGUGGUCCGGGAGUGCAUCAUCAAAGGAGAAGAGAAACAGUUUCUGGAGGUGUGGACCAAGAAUAGCAAAGUGAAGAGCAUUAACCUGACAGCUCUGAAGAAACACGGCAAAGUCUAUGAGGAUGAUCAGUUUGGAAGCUUGGUCUGGUCCCACUCUGAAACACACCUUCUGUAUGUGGCUGAAAAGAAGAGACCAAAGACGGAGUCAUUUUUUCAGACUGAAUCACCUGAAUCAUGUUCCCUGGGAGAUGAAGAAGACAGUCUGAAAGUGGGAAAGAAAGAGUCUAUAAAGCAAGACCAGUUUGUUUAUUACGAGGAUUGGGGAGAAUCUCUGGUGAAUAAGAGUGUGCCGGUGCUGUGCAUUUUGGACAUUGAGGGAAACAAUGUCUCUGUCCUGGAGGGAAUCCCUGAACACAUCUCUCCUGGCCAGGCAUUUUGGGCACCUAACGACACGGGUGUAGUCUUUGUGGGCUGGUUGCACGAACCUUUCCGCCUGGGCCUAAAAUUCUGCCCUAACAGAAGGUCUUCCUUGUUUUAUGUGGAUCUUACCAGUGGCGAAUGCGAGCAGCUCUCCUCCGAUUCCAGUGCCGUCUGCUCCCCCCGUCUGAGCCCAGACCUCUGCCGCAUUGUCUACCUGGAAUGUGGGGUGUAUGGUCCUCACCAGCAGUGCAGCCGUCUCUGCAUGUAUGACUGGUACACGAAGAAGACAUCAGUCAUCGUGGAUGUAGUCAACAGGCCCAGAGAAGAUGGGUUCACUGGGAUCUACAGCUCCAUGCUGUCUUCCUUCUGCUGGUCAGCGGACAGCCAGAAAGUUCUGCUCUCCUGUGCUCAGAGGAGCCGGAAGGAUAUACUUCAGGUUGACAUAACAACUGGAAAUGUCACCUCACUGACUUCAAAAUCAGACAUUGGCAGCUGGACCCUGCUGACCAUCAUACGGGACCUCAUGGUGGUCAGCUGUUCCUCCCCCAACUGCCCGGUCAGCCUGAGGGUAGGGUUUCUGCCUGAGUCAGGAGGCCAGGAGUCAGUGUCGUGGGUGACGCUAGAAGAGGCUCUGCCCCACCCUGACAUCGACUGGAAAGUGCUGAACUUCACACCGCCCCCUGAGCAAGAAAACGGCAAAUACCCUGGCCUGGACUUUGAAGCGAUCCUGUUGAAACCAAAGAACAGAAAAGAAGGCACUGCACUGCCACUGAUUGUGGUCCCACAUGGGGGACCCCACUCUGUCUUUGUUGCUGAAUGGUUCCUGUCUUGUGCAGUCCUAUGCAAAAUGGGCUUUGCCAUGCUGCUGGUGAACUAUCGAGGGUCUCUUGGAUAUGGCCAAGAUAGCAUCCUUUCCCUGCCUGGAAAUGUUGGCGAUCAGGAUGUGAGAGAUGUUCAGAAUGCAGUGGAGAGCCUGAUAAAACUUGGUGAGAUCGAUGAGCAGAAGGUGGCUGUUUCUGGGGGCUCCCACGGCGGCUUCCUGGCGUGUCACCUGAUUGGCCAGUAUCCGGACUUUUACAAGGCCUGCGUAUCUCGGAAUCCGGUCAUCAACCUGGCCUCCAUGAUUAGCAGCACUGAAAUUCCAGACUGGUGCAUGGUGGAGGCUGGACUUCAGUACAGCACUGACACCCUGCCUGAUCCCAGAGCCUAUGAGCAGCUGCUAAGCAAGUCUCCCAUCUGCCAUGUUAAAAAGGUGAAAACGCCAGUGUUACUCACUCUGGGAGAGAAAGACAGACGUGUCCCCUGUAAGCAGGGCCUCGAGUAUUACAAGGCACUGAAAGCUCUGCAGGUGCCUGUUCGGUUGUUAAUGUAUCCUGGAAAUAAUCACUCCCUCUCCAAAGUGGAUGCUGAGUCAGAUGGCUUCAUGAAUAUUGCUCUUUGGAUAAUCCAGCACUUGUCCCUAUCUGUACACUAACUUUCAUGAUAGCUCUCUUUUCCUUUAUCUGAAUAAUUAAUGUUACUGACAAGACCAUUUAAUCCCAAAGACCCUUUCUGAACUUCUUGAGUUCUAAGUCCGCUCAAGAUAAUAAUGAAUAAUAAUUUUAAUAAUUCGCAUUAUAUGUAAGUAAGGUGUGCAAGAUUGCUUUGGGAACUUGAGUACCUGAUGCCAUUUGAAUUAAUAAAUCAGAGAAUUUUUUAAAAUGUUA
Messenger RNA from Brienomyrus brachyistius, 2508 nucleotides. RefSeq names its product acylamino-acid-releasing enzyme-like. The record is from RefSeq and is a predicted model, not a curated record. Gene Ontology annotation, molecular function: serine-type endopeptidase activity. The coding region runs from base 75 to 2276 and encodes 733 amino acids. Gene Ontology annotation, biological process: proteolysis. Lineage: Eukaryota; Metazoa; Chordata; Actinopteri; Osteoglossiformes; Mormyridae. The transcript is spliced from 23 exons.